GGCUUAUUGAGUAAACGCUUCCGCGACUUAAACAAACACGUAACCAUGAUUCUAAAAACAAUUGUUUUGCUUCUUUUUGUAACUCUUCCUCUUGCUAGUUCGCGUCGUUGUUACUACGCUUGUAACUGUGACGAUUGUGAGUCUAUAACGGAACAAAAGUGCCCAAAUAGUGACGAUAUAUGUUACACCAUAGUUACAUCAGGCGACGUAACAAAAGGGUGUCUCAGUCGUGACUUGACUUCCAGUGUUUGUGACAAAGAAGACAGUUGCUCGAUUUGUGACGGUGAUUAUUGUAACUCUUCCACUAAACAUCUCCUGGCGUUACCAUCACUUCUGGUGGUAACAUUCGCAUUAAAAACAUUCUUCUAAGCGAAGAUUUAUGAUUAAAGCCAACGACCACAAACAAAACAACAACUAAUAAUCAAUAAAAAGAUUAAAAGUAAUAAAUUGCGAAAAAAAUCAGAAGACCUCACGAUGUAUCAGUCACAAAUUAUAGUUCUUCUGGCCCUAGUGCCCUUACUCUUAGCCCAAAGCACGAAAAUGUGUUACUCGUGCCAAGGCAAUUGUACUGUAACAAGUGACGUAACGAAAUGUUUAAGCCCUGACGAUAAAUGUUACGCGUUCGAAGAUUCACAAAACGGGUUUGUUAUCCAAUCCAAAGGCUGCGUCAGUUCUAUUCUCGCCGAGUCGUUGUGUAACGACAAUUCGAAGUGUUACACUUGCGACUACGAUCUGUGUAACACAAUUGUAGACCCCGGGGCUAAAAAUUGUUACGUCUGUAUUGACGAAUGCUCGGAACCGCCGCAACAACACAAUUGUCAAGAAGUUUUGACUGCGAGUGAAACUCGGAUUGUCAAGGCUGCCUGUCUCAGUUACACAAUCCAAAAUGGGGAUGAAGUUACAGUUUCUAAAGGCUGCAUCCAUGAUGAUAGUGUUAUCAGAUCGACCUGUUCCAUUUCCAAUAUUAAAUACCCACAAAUAACUUGCGCAAUGUGUGGUAGUAACCUUUGUAACGGUGAAACAGUUCCCGAGGAGGUUACUACCGUCGAUGAGUGUUACUACUGUGACCAGGAUUGUGCUGAGCCUUUGCAAACACAGAAAUGUGUGGAUGUUGUUGGGGAAGGCGUUAGCACGAAAUGUGCAGCUCUUGAGUUCACUUCUGGGGGCCAAAAGUAUGAAAUGAAGGGUUGUGUCGAAGAUAAUGCCCAAAUUCGGGCCAACUGUACGCUUGUGAACCAACUGGGUGGUAACUGCACACUUUGUGACACGAAUUUGUGUAACGGUAACCACAAACAAGUUGAUUCUGUUGAAGAGUGUUACCACUGUGAGAUGGAUUGUGAUGUGGUUGAAAUAGUCAAAUGUGCUGAUGUUUUGGGGGAUAAAGUUGCCAAAUGUGUCUCAGCUGUGAUAAUUGACGGAGAUGAAAAAAUUGAAUGGAGAGGUUGUGUGGAAGAUAGUGACGAAAAUAGGGAUUACUGUCACACGAUUAAGGAAGAAGGAGGUAAUUGUACAAUUUGUGACACGAAUUUGUGUAACGUGAAGGAAAAAGACGACACAAGUAAAGAAGAAGAAAAUAAUGCAAGUUUAAGAAAUGAAACAACAGUUUAUGUUUUCUUAAUUAUAUUUCUAAUAAAGUUUGCUUAACAAUAAAACGAGCGAAAUCGCAACAUUCAAAUUCAAAGUCUCCCCUCCAUUACAAAGAUUUUUAUCACAAUAAACACAACUAAUCCCUUCGUAUGCAUUAAACCGGGUGCAGAAUUUUUCAGCUUGAUCCAAACUCAUGCACUGUUUUCGAACUAAUGUCUCUGAAACCAGUCGUUUUGUCUCGAUUUUUUCAAGCGGUUGCUUCACCUGAAUCACCCCGUAUUGACAUACACCGUGUUUCCGAAUUCUUGUACCUGUGUGCACAAUUCUCAACGUUCCAUGGAAGUAGGCUACAGUCGUCCAAACAUUUGUAACACGACAAAUCACAAGAAACUGUAACGAUGUUCAAAAAAAAUUAAAAUGCGAUGCUUAUUAGUAUUACCUACUAUUUUGGAGUAAACAAAUUAGAAGUACGAGAGAUGAUAUCAUGAUGAUGUUUAUGCGUGAGCACUGAGAUAAGAUAAGUGUAUUUGUCAAAAAUUGACUAAUUCCAAGAUAUUUGGCAAUAACUGUCACAUUUAUUCAACCGAAAAUUUUUGUUCAACGCGCUUUCACACCAAAAGUAUGUCACACAAAAAAAAAUAAAAAAUAUGAUCGUUAUUUAUUAUCAUAUAAUCAAUGUUAUAAAACAAUAAAAUGCCAUCUGGGAAUCCUAGUAAUAAAAAAGUCUUACUUUAGGUAUAUUUAGUAGUAAAAUGGCAAACAUAGCCUUCAUAUCAAUUCUUUUGACUUCAGUUUUUUGUCAAACCCUUGCAGUGGAAGAAUGUUAUGUUUGUCUCGACCAAUGCACGGAGCUCCAAGUCCAUAAAUGUAAAGACGAUCUUUCAAACAAUACAAAAAUGAAUUGUUUCACCAUCGAAGUUAUUUUGAACGGCGCGAAAACGGUUGAAAAAGGUUGCCUUCCGGCUGAAACGGCUGAAAAUGUCUGUAAAAAAGUGAACCAAAUUUCGGGAACCACUUGUACCACUUGUGACAGUAAAUUAUGCAACGGUCAUGUUGGCGAAAAUUCGGGAGGGGAAAUGGUUGAACCAGUGCUACCAAUUGUGAUUUUCCUAACUAUUGUUUUUAAUGUAAUCUAAUGUCCCGAACGUAGUGAAAUUUUUUGUUUGUUUCAAUUUUAAUUAUAGUAUUUUAAGGCUAAAAUAUUAAAUUUUAUCGCUUGA
Tribolium castaneum (red flour beetle) is the source of this 2807-nucleotide messenger RNA. RefSeq lists its product as hypothetical. The transcript has 8 exons. The record is from RefSeq and is a predicted model, not a curated record. The coding region runs from base 475 to 1644 and encodes 389 amino acids. Lineage: Eukaryota; Metazoa; Arthropoda; Insecta; Coleoptera; Tenebrionidae.